This is a messenger RNA of Cuculus canorus (common cuckoo), 513 nucleotides long. RefSeq names its product glutamyl-tRNA amidotransferase subunit C (gene GATC). Gene Ontology annotation, molecular function: glutaminyl-tRNA synthase (glutamine-hydrolyzing) activity. The coding region runs from base 43 to 435 and encodes 130 amino acids. Gene Ontology annotation, cellular component: glutamyl-tRNA(Gln) amidotransferase complex; mitochondrion. The record is from RefSeq and is a predicted model, not a curated record. Gene Ontology annotation, biological process: glutaminyl-tRNAGln biosynthesis via transamidation; regulation of translational fidelity; mitochondrial translation. The transcript is spliced from 4 exons. Lineage: Eukaryota; Metazoa; Chordata; Aves; Cuculiformes; Cuculidae.
GCGGGCGGGUGACGUCACUCAGCGCGCGACACCGCGAGCGCCAUGCGGGUGCUGUGGUUCGGCCGGUGGCUGCGGGCGGGGGCGGCCGCGAUGGUGCCCGCGGGCCCGCCCAGGGCGGCGGCGGAGCUGCUGGCGCACCUGGAGCGCCUGGCCCUGGUGGAUUUCCGCGAUGCCGAGGGCGUGGAGCGGCUGCAGAAAGCGAUCCAGUUCGCUGACCGGCUCCAGGAGGUGAACACCGACGGCGUGGAACCCAUGGAUUCGGUCCUGGAGGACAGGUGUCUGUACCUCAGAGAAGAUAAUGUUACAGAAGGCAACUGUACAAAAGAGCUGCUGAAAAAUGCCAGAGAGAAAGUAGAGGAAUAUUUCGUAGCCCCACCAGGUAACAUCCCUUUACCAAAGCUGGACGAGCAAGAGACUUUUCUGCAGGGCUCUUAGUGAGAGCUUGUAACGCAAACGCCCUUCUGGUGUUUUAUUUGGGGAAGCUUGGUUUUGUGGAGUCACAGCUGCAGCCCC